Messenger RNA from Ixodes scapularis (black-legged tick), 703 nucleotides. Its product is annotated as juvenile hormone acid O-methyltransferase-like. The record is from RefSeq and is a predicted model, not a curated record. Gene Ontology annotation, molecular function: S-adenosylmethionine-dependent methyltransferase activity. The transcript is spliced from 5 exons. NCBI's taxonomy places the organism in Eukaryota, Metazoa, Arthropoda, Arachnida, Ixodida, Ixodidae. Bases 1 to 618 code for a protein of 205 amino acids.
AUGGUGGAACACGCCAAUAGGAAGUUUGCCCAUCCGAAGAUCUGCUACGAUGUCCUGGACAUUGGGGGGAAUGGGGUGGCCGACUUUGUCGGGCGAUACGGUCAGUUCGAUCGCGUCUAUUCCUUCUUAUGCCUACAUUGGACCAGGGAUCAAGAAAAGGCCUUCAAGAACAUCGCCGACUUGAUGAAACCAGGUGGUGAAUGUCUGCUUUACUUCAUUGCGUCCGUAAGCUCUAUGCGCUUGGGAAGGAAGCUCUUAACUUUGGAUCACUGGCAAAAAUACAGAACGUAUAUUGAAUACGACUUUCCGCCAGCCCUGGAUUUGCCGGACCGAGAUGCCCGUCUGUCUUACAUAUCUAGUCUUGUGAAGAACGCCGAUCUGAUUCCAACCACGUGUGAGGUGCUCGAAGAAGGCCGCAGGUGGUCCAGCGUUGAGGAAUACACAAGAGUGCAUAUGGGAAUUAUUAGACUCGCCAGCCUUGUAACAGAAGAAGAGAAGCCUCUCCUUCUCAAGGACGUCGCCGAAGAAGGAGCCAAGUUGUUGGCCGAGGAAAAGGCCGGUGGCUCACCUUUCCGCAACUCCCAGUUUCUGGUGCGCGCCCACAAACCUCGGCACUAAGCUGGGCGUGCCCCUCUGUCCUGCGUUGCCGCGAAGCACAGUGCAGACAUCAGAUAUUGAUUUGCGCACCUUUGGUUAAACAAUA